Homo sapiens (human) is the source of this 3402-nucleotide messenger RNA. It is a transcript of the gene WTAP, whose product is annotated as WT1 associated protein. The transcript has 6 exons. Bases 1585 to 2694 code for a protein of 369 amino acids. The record is from RefSeq and is a predicted model, not a curated record. NCBI's taxonomy places the organism in Eukaryota, Metazoa, Chordata, Mammalia, Primates, Hominidae. Gene Ontology annotation, biological process: regulation of alternative mRNA splicing, via spliceosome; mRNA modification. Gene Ontology annotation, cellular component: cytoplasm; nucleoplasm; nucleus.
CCAUAAUCUCAUACAUAGGACAGUUUCCAUUGCAUACCUUUGUCUUUCUGCACAUAAAAUUUAAAUUUUUGUUAUUCUAAAACACUUCUGUCUUAUGCUGAAGUAUAUACUUAAGAUACACUACUACUCAAUGCUGGGUUUUUUUUUGUUUGUUUUAAUGUGCAUAUAAAUUAUAAUAGAGGUGAGGUGCUGCUCAGGCUGGUCUUGAAUGCCUGGCCUGAAGUGAUUCUCUCACCUUGGCCUCCCAAAGUGCUGGGAUUACAGGCAUGGGCCACCAUGCCUGGCCAUGAUUUUUUUUUUCCCUGUCUCUGGCAUUGUAUACUUUUUUUAAUGCCUUCUUACAUAAUUGCUCUGGUUAGUCUGUGCAGUCAUUUUUUUGAUUUAACUGUAGGAGGGGAAAAAUCAGUAAUCUUAAUAAAGAAUCAUAGAAAUGUUUUAUUUUAAGAUACCUUUAAGGUUUCUAAAUCAUAUGCAGUGUAUUUCCUUGAGGUCAGUUUAACAUCUUUCCUUAGGGAAUUCAUGUAAGACUUUUAGGCGAGUUUUUUCUCUUUGAUUCCCUUGGAGAUUUUAAACCAGCUGCUACUUAUUUAACUAGUCUGUGCCUUCUAUCCUUGUGAUAUACAUGUUCUUGCUUCAGUUUUUAUAUUUUUCUGUACUUCUAAAAUAAAUCGUUCUUUUAUAGCCUCCACUGAAGAUCUUUCUCUAUACAUCCCCAAAUAUUUGGUAAACUACGUGUCUUAGGUUGUAAGUGCCGUAAAAAUAAAGCAUGGCCUUGGCUGAACAUCAGUGUUUACAUAGAAAGUGGAUUAGUUUGGUAUUAGGAAGGUUUUUUUUUUUUCUUUUUUCUUUCUUUUUUUUUUUUUUAAGACAGAGUCUCGCUCUGUCACCAGGCUGGAAUGCAGUUGCGCGAUCUCGGCUCACUGCAACCGCCGCCUCCCGGUCAAGCGGUUCUCCUGCCUCAGCCUCCCAAGUAGCUGGGACUACGGGCAUGCGCCACCAUGCCCUGCUAAUUUUUUUGUAUUUUCAGUAGAGACGGGAUUUCACUGUGUUGGCCAGGAUGGUCUUGAUUUCUUGACCUCAUGAUCUGCCCGCCUCGGCCUCCCAAAGUGCUGGGAUUACAGGCACGAGCCUUUUUGUUCAUUAUGUUGUAAUAUUAAUAACUCAUGACAAGCCUGUUUUUAAGAUUAUAAAAUGGUUUUCUAAAGCCAAAUUUUAAUUAAUUGUACCUGAAGAGCAGCUUGAAAACAUGGCUCUUAAGUAUGCAGGAUAGCAGACAUUCAGGGCAGGGUGCUUUCCAUUAGGAACUGCCUAAUAAGACUAGGAAAAAUCUUUAUUGCUAAGAGGACCUAGCAGUGUAUAUAUUCAGGGUAGAGAAGUAUAAUGAAGAACAACGGUCCCCUUGUAUUCUGAUAGCAUAUGGCAUUUAUGCAGGUUUCUGACAGUUAGAUGUGAUUGUUAAAUUACAGUCUUGAAAAAUGUUAUAUUCUCCCCCUGUGUUUACAGGCAGAAAUUGAUACUACCUUGAGAAGAGUCACAUGGUAUUUUCCCAAAAGAGCCAAGAUAAAGAACCUUCAAUUCUACAUAAUGAGAUGGAAACAAUAUGAAGCAUAUGUACAAGCUUUGGAGGGCAAGUACACAGAUCUUAACUCUAAUGAUGUAACUGGCCUAAGAGAGUCUGAAGAAAAACUAAAGCAACAACAGCAGGAGUCUGCACGCAGGGAAAACAUCCUUGUAAUGCGACUAGCAACCAAGGAACAAGAGAUGCAAGAGUGUACUACUCAAAUCCAGUACCUCAAGCAAGUCCAGCAGCCGAGCGUUGCCCAACUGAGAUCAACAAUGGUAGACCCAGCGAUCAACUUGUUUUUCCUAAAAAUGAAAGGUGAACUGGAACAGACUAAAGACAAACUGGAACAAGCCCAAAAUGAACUGAGUGCCUGGAAGUUUACGCCUGAUAGCCAAACAGGGAAAAAGUUAAUGGCGAAGUGUCGAAUGCUUAUCCAGGAGAAUCAAGAGCUUGGAAGGCAGCUGUCCCAGGGACGUAUUGCACAACUUGAAGCAGAGUUGGCUUUACAGAAGAAAUACAGUGAGGAGCUUAAAAGCAGUCAGGAUGAACUGAAUGACUUCAUCAUCCAGCUUGAUGAAGAAGUAGAGGGUAUGCAGAGUACCAUUCUAGUUCUGCAGCAGCAGCUGAAGGAGACACGCCAGCAGUUGGCUCAGUACCAGCAGCAGCAGUCUCAGGCCUCUGCCCCAAGUACCAGCAGGACUACAGCUUCUGAACCUGUAGAACAGUCAGAGGCCACAAGUAAAGACUGCAGUCGUCUGACAAACGGACCAAGUAAUGGUAGCUCCUCCCGCCAGAGGACGUCUGGGUCUGGAUUUCACAGGGAGGGCAACACAACCGAAGAUGACUUUCCUUCUUCUCCAGGGAAUGGUAAUAAGUCCUCCAACAGCUCAGAGGAGAGAACUGGCAGAGGAGGUAGUGGUUACGUAAAUCAACUCAGUGCGGGGUAUGAAAGUGUAGACUCUCCCACGGGCAGUGAAAACUCUCUCACACACCAAUCAAAUGACACAGACUCCAGUCAUGACCCUCAAGAGGAGAAAGCAGUGAGUGGGAAAGGUAAUCGAACUGUGGGUUCCCGCCACGUUCAGAAUGGCUUGGACUCAAGUGUAAAUGUACAGGGUUCAGUUUUGUAAUAUUUUUUCAGCAAAUUUUUAUACAGUGUCAUUUAAUUUGGGAGAGGAUACUGUCCAGAAAAUUAAUGCAUACUUUUGUCACAAUUUGCCUUUUUGUGGGUGUACGUUUUGGUUUUUUUUUGUUGUUUUUUUUCUUUGUUUUUUUUUUCUUUUCUUUUUUUUUUUUUUUUUUUUUUUUUGCUUCAAUACUUCUGCCGCUUUGGAAAUUGUAACAGUUAAUUACUUUGAAUGUUGCUAAAAGGACAUUUUGUGUAGGGUCAAGUUAUUUUUAUAUGAGUUAAUGUGAAAUUGUAAAUGGAAAUUUUUCCUUAAAAUACAACACAAUGAUGUCUGUAUAAAUCUGUCUGUUUAGAAUCUGUGCUGUGUAAGGGCAUUCGUACUCAUGCUGUUACUGUACUUAUGCACCAUUCAGACUUGUUAGAGUAGAUGUGGGUUUAUGACUGCCAAGUUUGCCCAGUACAGUAGUUUUUUAUCACUAAAAGUUGGACUCAUUGAUGGAGUCCUGUAGUAGUUUCAGUGUUAGAUACAGUUUUUUCCACCAUACAUCUGUGCAUUUUCUCUUUAGGUGACUGUUUAAGAAAUUUGUGUGCAUAGUUACUCAGUUUUUAUGAACUGUUGUAUCCUGUUAAUGCAUAUUGCUCUGUGACUCCAGUAUAUCUUACCUGUACUGACCAAACCUAAAUAAAGAUUUUUAUUGUAACUCCUUAA